AUGGCUUCCGUGGACUCGAAGAACGCGAAGAAGAGGAAGGCUAAGGUCGAUGUCGUCGCCUCUACCGAGACUGCCAGUCAGGCCUCUGAUCCCACUCCUGCUGCAAGUUCCAAUGGAAUAGACUCCGUGGAAAGCCCCUACAUUAGAGAGUUGUCCAAACAAAUUCGCAACUUGAACAAGAAGCUCUCAGCCUCAGCCAAAGCCGACAGUGUCCUGGCGGAGAACCCUGGCAAGACAAUCGACGAACUGGUCGCGAGCCGCAAGCUUAAUGCCGAUCAAAAGAACCAGCUUGAGAAGAAGCCAGCCCUGAGGGCUCAGCUGGUACAGCUCGAAGAACAAGUCACGCAGUACCGCAGCUUCUCUCAAGAGCUUGAGGAACGCUUCAACCGCGAGAAGUCCUCCCUCAUCGAAUCUCACGAGGCCGAGAUCGCCCAAUUGAAAGAGGAGGCUGCCAACAAUGCGAAAGCUGCCGAGUCCAGCAAUCUCGAAGAGUCUUUGAAGAUCAUCACCCACUUCCUCCACGCGGCUGCCUCUAAGCGCCAGAGCGAAGAUCCUGAUUCCGACGAAGCACGCGCCUUCGAAGGUGCUCUGCUACUAGUCUACCAGGGUAACGAGUCCUCUCUGUCUACCCUCCGCAACCUCAUUCAGGGUUCCGAGGACAAGAUCACCGAUACGCAGGGUGAACUUGUCGACUAUACCUAUGCCCAGAUCAAGCACGCCGCUUUGUCCGAGGUCGAAGCCGUCGAAGGGGAAUCAGCUGAUGGCCCUUCAAGUCAUGAAGCUUCCGCUGACACCGACCCAACUAUCGCAAACGCGGGUCUGACAGAGCUGCAAGACACCACAACUAUUCCAAUUCGCACCAACGGCGCCGGCGAGACCGAGCCCGCCUCUGCCGGGCCCGAGCAAGCUUCCACGGCCGAUUCGGCCGCCAAUGCCAUUGCCGAAUCGAAGUGGGAUCCCGAAGCUUCUGUCCACACCGAGGUCAGUGCAGCUGGUGAGGAUUGGGUGAAUGUUCCUCGUGAUCCCGCCGAGACUGAUACCGGCUUGCAAGCUACCCCGGCUGCUCCAGCGGCGCAGGUUGAGAACAGUAACAGUUGGGCUGAUGAGAUGGACCACAACCCUCCACCAGUUCCGGAGAACGAUGGCUUUGAGCAAGUCAAAGGCCGGCACUCUGAGCACCGCGGACGUGGUCGUGGGAGAGGAGGACAACAGCGUGGUGACUUCCGCGGACGCGGUCGUGGCGGACAGCGUGGUGACUUCCGAGGCCGGGGCAGACCUGGCGAAGGGCGCGGCCGAGGAGGUCACCGUGGCGAACGCAGUUGA
This is a messenger RNA of Cyphellophora europaea CBS 101466, 1323 nucleotides long. RefSeq lists its product as uncharacterized. The transcript has 2 exons. NCBI's taxonomy places the organism in Eukaryota, Fungi, Ascomycota, Eurotiomycetes, Chaetothyriales, Cyphellophoraceae. The coding region runs from base 1 to 1323 and encodes 440 amino acids. The record is from RefSeq and is a predicted model, not a curated record.